Cavia porcellus (domestic guinea pig) is the source of this 2843-nucleotide messenger RNA. RefSeq names its product nucleoredoxin (gene Nxn). The transcript has 8 exons. The coding region runs from base 139 to 1446 and encodes 435 amino acids. Gene Ontology annotation, cellular component: nucleus. The record is from RefSeq and is a predicted model, not a curated record. Lineage: Eukaryota; Metazoa; Chordata; Mammalia; Rodentia; Caviidae. Gene Ontology annotation, biological process: negative regulation of Wnt signaling pathway; negative regulation of protein ubiquitination. Gene Ontology annotation, molecular function: thioredoxin-disulfide reductase (NADPH) activity.
GUUCUCGCCCGCUGGCUCGCAGCUCCUGCCGUCGCCUCCGCUGCUUCCUCCCGCCGCGCUGACCGAGGGGACCAGUUAGCAGCUGCCUGCCCGCCAGCCCGCCAGCCCGCCCGCGUGCCGGGGCUGCGGUGGGCCAGGAUGUCGGGCUUCCUGGAGGAGCUGCUGGGAGAGAAGCUAGUGACGGGCAGCGGCGAAGAAGUGGACGUGCACUCGUUGGGCGCCCGCGGCAUCUCGCUGCUUGGGCUCUACUUCGGCUGCAGCCUGAGCGCCCCCUGCGCGCAGCUCAGCGCCAGCCUGGCCGCCUUCUACAGCCGCCUGCGGGGGGACACGGCGGCCGGGGCCGGGCCGGGGCCGGGGGCCGGGGCAGCCGCGGAACCCGAGCCGCGGCGGCGCCUGGAAAUCGUCUUCGUGUCCUCGGACCAGGACCAGAGGCAGUGGCAGGACUUCGUGCGGGACAUGCCGUGGUUGGCGCUGCCCUACAAGGAGAAGCACAGGAAGCUUAAACUUUGGAACAAAUACCGGAUUUCCAACAUUCCAUCACUAAUAUUCCUAGAUGCUACCACUGGCAAGGUUGUGUGCAGGAAUGGGCUCCUGGUGAUCCGCGAUGACCCGGAAGGUCUGGAGUUCCCCUGGGGACCUAAGCCCUUCAGGGAAGUCAUCGCAGGGCCCUUGCUUAGAAAUAACGGGCAGUCGCUGGACAGCAGCAGCCUGGAGGGGUCUCACGUGGGAGUCUAUUUCUCCGCACACUGGUGUCCACCCUGCCGAAGUCUCACCCGGGUGCUGGUUGAAUCCUACCGGAAGAUCAAGGAGGCAGGCCAGAAAUUUGAGAUCAUCUUUGUUAGUGCAGACAGGUCAGAGGAGUCCUUCAAACAGUACUUCAGUGAGAUGCCCUGGCUUGCUGUCCCCUACACUGAUGAGGCCCGACGGUCACGCCUCAACCGGCUGUAUGGAAUCCAAGGCAUCCCCACGCUCAUCGUGCUGGACCCACAGGGGGAGGUAAUCACGCGGCAGGGCCGGGUGGAGGUGCUGAACGACGAGGACUGCAGGGAGUUCCCCUGGCACCCCAAGCCUGUGCUGGAGCUCUCCGACUCCAACGCCGUGCAGCUCAAUGAGGGGCCCUGCCUCGUCCUGUUUGUAGAUUCCGAGGAUGAUGGAGAGUCUGAGGCAGCCAAACAGCUGAUCCAGCCAAUAGCUGAGAAAAUCAUUGCCAAGUACAAAGCCAAAGAGGAAGAGGCACCGCUUCUGUUCUUUGUGGCCGGGGAGGAUGACAUGACAGACUCCCUGCGAGAUUACACCAACCUGCCGGAGGCUGCCCCUCUGCUCACCAUUCUGGACAUGUCUGCCCGGGCCAAGUACGUGAUGGACGUGGAGGAGAUCACCCCUGCCAUUGUGGAGGCCUUUGUGAAUGACUUCCUAGCAGAAAAGCUCAAACCAGAGCCCAUUUAGUGGAGCUCCGGCCUCCUGAGCCAUUAAAGACUCAGUCUCCUUCUCCUCCUCCCCUUUUCCCCUCUGCCCUUGGACUUUACCACCACGUACUGAAUCACACAGCCCAGAGUCCAGCCUCUCUGUGGUGCCUUGUUUCUCCGUUAACUCCUCAGCCAGCACCCAAAGGUGCACACCCUCACAGCGGCAGAACCUACCAUGUUGGGCGACUGCUUGGGGUGUGUGGGGUGAUGUAACUCAGCUAACACGAGGACUGCAGCACUCUCUCCAGGUCACUAGCUCUCAGUUAAGGCCCUUUGGGGUGAGGGAUAGCAGGGUGGGGCUGUGACUCUGGGUCAGUGCAUAAAAACAGCACCCAAGACAACUGGGCGGAAACUGUCCGGUGGCACACGGCAUGCAGGUGGAGCAGGGCAGGCACAGCUGAGAGCUGCCGAUGCCAGCAUCUUUUUUGGGUGGACCUAGUCUUUUAUGGUCCUCAGGAAAAACAGCAGCUUGUCAGUGGGUUCUUGGGCAGCAGACCUCCAAAUCUAAAAGGAAGCUUAUGGGUUUCGGGGUGAGGAAAAUGGGUAGCUAAGGUAAUGAUUCAUGUAGUAAUUGCUUACUUUUAUUGAGCGCCUACCAUGUGACUAGAGUUUCUCACUUCUGCCUUUUGCCUCUUCUUUGCUCUUAACUUUCUCCUACUUUCCGCCUGCUGCUGCAAACAGCUCCUGCUGUCUUGGAAUUUUAGUAAUGAAUUCUUUUUCUUGGGCAUCUUCCCAAGACACUGGGCCCUGAGUUCUUAGAGGAGCUCUGCCAAGCUGGCACAGACCUGCCUCUGCCCAGCUCUGUGCCUAAGGCUGCUGGACCUCUGCCAAGGCACCUGCAUCCCCCCGCCGUUACCCUUGUCAUUACCUUUUCUUUUCAAAGCAACACUAAGAAGCGACAGGAAUUUACCCGAAGCGAAACUUUUCCUUAAAAGGAAGCUGCAGAGAGAGCUGUGCCCUAAGGCAGGCACGGGGACAGAGGGCAGGGCAACUACGAGACUGCCCUGGUAGCCUGGCCUCUUACUUGAGUUGAACAAACCACAAAAAGGGAAAUAACUAUGUCCUUACAGUUUGGGGUGGAGGGCCUAGGCCUAGGGACUCACAAGGGCUUUCGCCUGUCUCAGGCAGGUGUCAGGGUCUUCAGACAAUCCUGGGCCUUCCUCACAGCUUCACUCAGCACUGUGCCAACCAAAACCAUUCAUUUGGGAAACGCAGCUUCCCCAUGAGCUGUUGACACUGUUGUUCCUUACUGAAAUAUUGUUGGUUUGUAGUUCAGAGGUACAAAUUUAGUUGGUAAUUAAACUGUUUGAUGUUGCCAGCCUGAAAUGCAAUCACCUAGUAAGAAAUAAAGCAGGCAUCUCUGGACAUUCUCAUCCA